This is a messenger RNA of Microdochium trichocladiopsis, 1996 nucleotides long. Its product is annotated as general substrate transporter. Lineage: Eukaryota; Fungi; Ascomycota; Sordariomycetes; Xylariales; Microdochiaceae. The record is from RefSeq and is a predicted model, not a curated record. Bases 236 to 1801 code for a protein of 521 amino acids. Gene Ontology annotation, molecular function: carbohydrate:proton symporter activity. Gene Ontology annotation, cellular component: membrane. Gene Ontology annotation, biological process: carbohydrate transport; transmembrane transport. The transcript has a single exon.
CAGCCUCUCAGACUCUCUCAACUGGGCAGGACAAGCUUUUACCAAGACACCUCCAAGAGCACCCAAGAGCACCCAAGAACGCCCAACAUCCGUCGGUUGCUGCCUCUGUUGCACAUCUCAGCUGCCUCUUCGCCCUUGGCACUGCAGCCUCGUUCUUGGCCGAUCCUUGGCCCACUCUCUCCCCAAAUCAGACAGAUACAGACACACCUCAAAGUCGCAGUCCCAAGCCGCCGCAAUGAAGGCCGCCAAGCUCAACAUCGACAUGGGCAUCCCCGCCCCCAAGGAGGUCUACAACUGGCGGGUGUACAUGCUGGCGCUCGUGGCGAGCAUGGGCGCCGUCAUGUUUGGCUACGACCUGGGCUUUAUCGGCACCGCCCUCGAGCUCGAGUCGUUCCAGAAGGACUUUGGCACUCUGCACGCCUCAACCUCUGAGAAGUCGGCCUUUGCCGCCAACGUCGUCUCCCUGCUCCAGGCCGGCUGCAUUGUCGGCUCCCUCGCCAUCAGCCCCGUCUCGGACAAAUGGGGCCGCCGCUUCGCCCUUCUCAUGACUGCACUCUUCUACAAUGUCGGCUCCGCCAUCCAGACCGGCGCCCACGGCUCCACGGCCCUCAUGCUCGCCGGCCGCGCCAUUGGCGGCGUCGGCGUCGGUGCGGCGUCCAUGAUUGUGCCCCUCUACAUUGCCGAGGCGGCUCCCCCACACAUCCGCGGCACGUUGGUCGGCGUCUACGAGGUCGGCGUUUCUGCGGGCACCAUGAUUGGCUUCUGGAUCAACUACGGUCUCAGCAUCAACCUGCCUGCAACCUCGACCCAGUGGAUCAUCUCGUUUGCCGUACAGCUGAUCCCCGGUGGCCUGCUCAUGGUCGGCCUCAUCUUCCUCCCCGAGUCUCCUCGCUGGCUCGCCCGCGCCAAGGGCCGCGAGGCCUGCGUCAGCGUCCUCGAGAACAUCCGCAACAUCCCCCGCGACCACCCCUUCCUCCUCGAGGAGGUCCACGGCAUCUUCUCCCAGCUCGACCACGAGCUCGAGACCGACUCGGGCCACGGCUUCAUUGACACGCUCCGCGAGAUGGGCAAGCCCGGCAACCGCAAGCGGCUCCUGUCCGGCUCCCUCAUGUUCAUAUUUAUGCAGAUGGCCGGCUCCAACGCCAUCAACUACUACUCGCCCGCCAUCUUCAAGUCGCUCGGCCUGACGGGCACCAACGUCUCCUUCUUCGCCACGGGCAUCUACGGCCUCAUCCGCUUCGUCGCCAUCCUCAUCGCCAUGCUCUGGGUCGUCGACCGCUUCGGCCGCACCCGCACCCUCAUGUGCGGCUCCGCCGUCAUGGCCUUUGCCAUGUGGUUCAUCGGCGCCUACGUCAAGGUCGCCACCCCGGGCGCCCAGAUCAACUCGGGGGGCUACGCCGCCGUCGCCAUGAUCUACAUCUACGCCAUCGGCUGGUGCUUCUCCUGGGCGGGCAUCCCCUGGAUCUACGCCUCCGAGAUCUUCCCCCUGCGCAUCCGCUCCAGCUGCGUCGCCGUCUGCGUCGCCAUCCACUGGAUCAUGAACUUUGUCAUUGCCCGCAGCGUCCCGUACAUGAUCACAAACAUCAGCUACGGCACGUACUUCCUCUUCGCCGCCUUCAUGACCAUCGCCAUCCCCUGGGUCUGGUUUUUUGUUCCAGAGACUAAAGGGCUCAGCCUCGAGGACGUCGACCAGCUCUUUGGCGUCCCCACUGAGCCGCACCUGUUCACAGAGAGCAAGGCCGCCGAGGCGGGUGCCGGUGGCAGCGCCACACAGGUCGAGGAUGCUGGCCAGAAGGUUUAAGGAGUUCAAGAUUUAAAAAUAAAGUACCACAGCAUGGUUCAGGGAUUGGGAAUCAACUUUUGCACAGGGGCUGCCAGGAUUUGGAAAGGCGUCCCAGAGGUCACCCAUUUUGGCUUGGAGAAACUAGAAUAGUCCAGCCGGCGUUUUUCUGCUUGAUUUACGAGGAAUGAAAUUCAAUCCAUUUAUUGAACAAAA